AUGUCUUCCGCGGCCGCCCCCCCGCAGUCGCGCCCUUCGUCCGUGCCCUCCAGGCCGCGGCAGCAGCGAUGGGACAGUUCGGACGACCACCACAAGACGGGCGUCACGGUUACGCUGCCAACGAUCCAGGUGACGGAAGCGAAGCAGCCGCAGGCCACGACGGGCACGGGCGGCCUGGAAGUUCUCCCAACGGAACUCAUAGACACGAGCGGACUCCCGAAGCCCUUAGAGGAGGAUACCCACGCCCCGAACGCCUCCUUGCUCUCGCCGCCCGGAGAGAUCCCGACGUCGUUCCUGCCGGCGUUGUCAGGACCCUCGAAGUCCCACGCGCCAGGAGCAGAUUUGAAACUCCCGCCCUUGGUAGAAGCUCCCGUCGUGCCACCCCGGACCCUCGACGACGCCAUCGAACUCGUCAGCAAAUGCAACAUGAUGCUGUACCUCACCCUCAAGCACCCGCCCUCUGAGCUCGAGUACAACCCCUACAGCUUCAACUUCAAGGAAGUGGAAGACGUAAGCACAAUCUUUAAGGAAGGUAAGUGGAGAGAUUCUUCUGAAAGCGUCGUCAGUGGGCGGCCGAAGGGGCUGCGGGAGUACGCCAUCCUCAGCAACGCGGGCGUGACCCAAGUGUGGCCUACUGAAGUCACGUUCACGCCCAUAGAUGCCUUUCAAAGGGAGUUCCAACUGUACAACAAACUGCGAAAGAUCCGGUUCUUCCGCGUGUUCCGCCUCCGGAAGACGUGGCAGGUGUGGAGGAAGAUCGUGCGGUCGAGGAAGCUUCGGGAGGCGAAGGCGCGGAUCACGGCGUACCUGGUGAUCCUCCAGCCGCCCUUCUUCGGCACCCUGGCCAACGUCGCCGCCCUCUGCCACAAGCUCUCGCACAUGGGCCUGCUGGAGGUGGCUCUGGAGGACCCUGUGGUGACGGACGCCUGGGUGAGCGACGUCCAGGGAGCGCUUGAGAGUGUGAGGACCCGGUUGCACGCCUUCAGGUCGCUCCUUCUGCAGGUGGUGGCCAGCAUGGUGCAUACCGACGAGCCUGCAGGCGACGGCGACGUGACCACACUGAAAGAGGACUUCCUGAUUAUGGUAUCGUUCUUAUUUUUGAUUUACUAUAACGAAAGGAUACAACAGUCCAGGACUCUUUCAGGAUCGGAAUUACUGAGCGGGGAGAAGAAAUCACCGCGAAGUAAUACAGGUUCGUCCUCCAUGCCUCGACGCCAUUCUUCGGCUUCGAUCGUCAAAAUGGUACGCGUGGUAGACCUCAUGGUGGCUUCGGCGCUGAGGACGAUCCUUCACAAUACUGUCAAGAGUCUACUGGAUACCAUCGUCACAAGGUCGACUGUCAAGGAGAAGGAACAAGCGGAUGAGGAGGCCGAGGAGGAAAUCGGCGCAAUGUUUUUGGUAAAAGUGAGCGUGGAAGAGAACGUUAUCGUGUGCACGCCCACGCAAGAGGCGCUGAUGGGCGGCUUGAGGACUGUCGUGCGCAUGUGCGAAAUGACAGUAUUGUCUAUCCAGCCGCUCCUCCCUUACUUCACACCCCAUGAUAGGCUCUCUGCAGUUGCAUCGGACGAGAAUACGGUCCUUCGCACGAUGCUGGAGGACGACUCUCUCUUGAAGGAGUCCAUCGGGAAGGUCCUCAGCCUCGUGGAGGACAAGUGGCAGAAGGUGGAGGCCGAGGUGAAUCCCUUAGACGACCUACUGAAGGAGGCACAGACGCCGCCGAGAGAAGAGGGCAUCCAGGACCAAGAUAUGAAUGAACUUGGAUCGUGGCUGGGGCGUGUGGAGGGACUGGUAGAGACCGUGAGAAGCAUCAGGGAAGUGGUGAAUCUCGGCCUCCUGCAGGUGGACCAGACCGCCGCCAGGAGGGUCCUCGUCACGUCCCUCCGUCAGCAGCAGCAGCGGAUGCACCAGGAUGUCAGCCAAGGUUUCGACCAGCGCGUGAAAAAGUUACAGGCGGAGGCAACAGAUAAAUGGCUUGGCCUGGAGAUGGCCCCCGUCACGGCCCAGCAGGUGGUCACACUCUUGAAUUACGUCACAGAGGUCAAGAAAGAGAUGGAAAGAGUGAACGGAGAAGAGAGUGUGAUCCAACAGGCCUACGCCAUGAUCCAGGGCUACCACAUCACGCUGCAUCCAGAGGUACACAAUAAAUACGAAGCUCUCCAGAAGGAACUGAAGCGGCUGAGAAAAUGCGUCCGCCGGAGCCUGAUGGAGAGGCCGACGAUGAUUCGCAAACUGAACCAACUCCUGCAGAAGGAAAUCGAGGAGCUGGACGCAGAGACGGUCAAGUUAUCUGAGCAAGUUCAAGUUCAAAAAAUAUGA
This is a messenger RNA of Penaeus indicus, 2316 nucleotides long. Its product is annotated as dynein axonemal heavy chain 6-like. NCBI's taxonomy places the organism in Eukaryota, Metazoa, Arthropoda, Malacostraca, Decapoda, Penaeidae. The record is from RefSeq and is a predicted model, not a curated record. Gene Ontology annotation, molecular function: dynein intermediate chain binding; dynein light intermediate chain binding; minus-end-directed microtubule motor activity. Bases 1 to 2316 code for a protein of 771 amino acids. Gene Ontology annotation, cellular component: 9+2 motile cilium; dynein complex. The transcript has 18 exons. Gene Ontology annotation, biological process: cilium movement involved in cell motility.